UCACACGGGCGGAAACGCUGGUGGGGGACUCCAUGGAAACGACAGACUGGCGUGCUAGCUCCUGAUAGAGAGUUAGCAGAGUUAGCUAACAUCAAAUCUGCAGGCUGGCGAAGCUGACGACGCGCUGCAUUUACGGCCUUGAAGCGAAACGAAAUGAGUCGCACGCCGGACGCGAGAGCGAGAGACAACCAGACACGGAAGAUCCAGGAGAACGUCACCAACGUGGAGAAGCACUUUGGAGAGAUGUGCCAGCUCUUCGCUGCCUACGUCCGUAAAACGGCGAGACUCCGGGACAAAGCGGAUCUGCUGGUCCGAGAAAUAGGCUCGUACGCAGACACGGAAACGCCGAACCUGAAGAUGGGUAUGAAGCAGUUUGCCGACCACCUGGCCAAGAUUCAAGACUACCGCCAAGCCGAGGUGGAAAGACUUGAGGCCAGGGUCAUUGAGCCGCUGAAAAUCUAUGGGGCUGUAGUGAAGCGUAAAAGGGAGGAUCUGAAGACAACUCAGAGUGCCAGAGACAGAGAAGCCAAGCAGAUGGCUCAGCUUGAGAGGACCAGACAGAGAAACCCCUCAGACAGACAAGUCAUUUCUCAGGCUGAGAGCGAGGCCCACCGGGCCACAAUGGACGCCACACGGACCACCAAGCAGCUGGAGGAGAGCAUAGACGAGUUUGAGAAGCAGAAGAUCCGGGACAUCAAGAAAAUCUUUGGUGAGUUUCUCACAGUGGAGAUGUCAUUCCACGCCAAAGCGCUGGAGGUGUACACGCUGGCCUACCAGAGCAUCCAAAGUGUGGACGAGGAGGAGGACCUCGAGGUCUUCAGGAGUUCUCUGCGCCCCCCUGAAUAUCAGACGCGCUUAGAUAUAGUUCGGGCUAAUUCCAGAACGUCUCUGGAUAUGACCGGGUCUUUCUUAAGCACAACAGGGACCCUGCAGCAACAAAGAUCCGGAAUUCGGCAGACAAGAAGAGAGGAGGAGGAAGAGGACGACGAAGAGGACGAAGAUCACUCUGAGGAGGACGACGACGACUACGAAGAGAAUGACAGAGAUAACAACUAGAAUCUCUGCUUGUCGUUCACAGAAGCUAAAGGACGCUCACAUGUGCAUUAAGUGUUUUGCCAAAUCGACCCACGGGUCCGAGCAGUAUUGUAGUUGUGCUAAGCUGUAGUUACUUGAUCUAAAAGAACACAUUGUUCUGUAUUGCAGGACAUUGAUGCCAAUUUUUUUUGUCUUAGUCAUAUUUUUCUAUAAAACUGGGCUGUAUUCUCUCUCGUGAUUACAAAUAAAUAUAUAAAACCUA
Molecule: messenger RNA, 1297 nt
Organism: Betta splendens (Siamese fighting fish)
Lineage: Eukaryota; Metazoa; Chordata; Actinopteri; Anabantiformes; Osphronemidae
Gene: cibar1
Product: CBY1 interacting BAR domain containing 1
Exons: 9
Coding region: 154-1056 (300 amino acids)
Biological process (GO): cilium assembly
Cellular component (GO): ciliary basal body; ciliary transition zone
Source: RefSeq, a predicted model, not a curated record